Messenger RNA from Pleuronectes platessa (European plaice), 4218 nucleotides. Its product is annotated as E3 ubiquitin-protein ligase Midline-1. Bases 290 to 2359 code for a protein of 689 amino acids. The record is from RefSeq and is a predicted model, not a curated record. NCBI's taxonomy places the organism in Eukaryota, Metazoa, Chordata, Actinopteri, Pleuronectiformes, Pleuronectidae. The transcript has 10 exons. Gene Ontology annotation, molecular function: zinc ion binding; protein binding.
GUGGAAAGGCUUACACAGGCAGGGGAGGAAACAUGUCAUGAGGUGAUGACACAGCCAUAGAGACGUGUAUCCACAUCCUCGCUGACUCCCAACUUUGCUGCUGCGUCCCACGGAGGAGAGAGGGAGCCAAAGAUAGCCUCCGUCCGCCCCCCCCACCCUCUGUCACUCUUCCUCUCUUUUUCAUUUUGUACGUGGAAGAUGGGAUUUUAAUCAUGUGGAAGACGGCUGAGCAGCUCUUCUGGAUUUCGCUGACGCUGCGUCCGGUCCCGCCUGGCCUCCUGUGAGCAGGAUGGACACUCUGGAGUCAGAGCUGACCUGUCCAAUCUGCUUGGAGCUGUUUGAAGACCCACUUCUGCUCCCCUGCGCCCACAGCCUCUGCUUCGGCUGCGCCCAUCGCAUCCUCGUCUCCCACUGCGCCACCAACGAAUCCGUUCAGAGCAUCGGCGCCUUCCAGUGCCCUACCUGUAGGUAUGUUAUUUCUCUGAGUCCUGAGCGUGGAUUGGAAGGCCUCAAGAGAAACGUCACCCUGCAGAACAUUAUCGAUCGAGUUCAGCGGGCCUCAUCCUCAGCCGGGCUGCCUCUGCCGCUGCCACUGCCCGCGCCCCACAGCGGGCCCAACUCUCCCAGCGAGGAGGGAAGAGACCGGUUGGCCCUGGUCCCAGUCAGCGCCGCCAUGUCCAGCCCGGGCACCCCUCCCGAGCCGGUCCAGUGCCAGUUCUGCGAGCAGGACCCCCCGCAGGACGCCGUCAAGACGUGCGUGACCUGUGAGGUGUCGUACUGCGAGGAAUGCCUCCGGGCGACGCACCCCAACAAGAAGCCGUUCACGGGCCACCGGCUCAUCGAGCCCAUGCCGGACUCCCACCUCAGAGGGCUCCAGUGUCUGGAGCACGACGAGGAGAAGGUGAACAUGUACUGUGUCACCGACGACCAGCUCAUCUGCUCGCUGUGCAAGCUGGUCGGGCGGCACAGGGACCACCAGGUGGCAGCACUCAGUGACCGCUAUGAGAAACUCAAGCAAGCGCUGGAUUCCAACCUGACUAAUUUGAUCAAGAGGAACAACGAGCUGGAGUCCCUAAUGGGGAAACUGAUCCAGACGUGUCAACAUGUAGAGGUGAACGCUUCGCGCCAGGAGGGCAAGCUCAUCGAGGAGUGCGACCUGCUGAUUGACAUCAUUCAGCAGAGGAGGCAGAUCAUUGGGAGCAAGAUCAAGGAGGGGAAGACACAGCGGCUUCGGAAGCUCGCCCAGCAGAUCACCAACUGCAAGCAGUGCAUCGAGAGGUCCUCGGCGCUGAUCACGCAGGCCGACCAGACGCUGAAGGAGACCGACCACGCUCGCUUCCUGCAGACUGCCAAGAGCAUCAACGAGAGGGUCUCCAUGGCCACAGCGUCCACCCAAGUGCUGAUCCCUGAGAUUCACCUAACGGACACAUUCGACACCGUGGCCCUGGACUUCACCAGAGAGAAGAAGCUUCUGGAGAAUCUGGAUUACCUCACGGCUCCGAACGCUCCGUGCAUACGAGAGGAGCUGUGCACGGCUUCCUACGACACCAUCACCGUCCACUGGACGUCUGACGAUGAAUUCACGGUGGUGUCCUACGAGCUCCAGUAUGCCAUCUUCACGGGACAGUCCAACAUCGCCAGUCUCUGCAACUCCCUGGAGAGCUGGAUGAUUGUUCCCAACAUCAAGCAGAACCACUACACGGUGCACGGCCUGCAGAGCGGCACCAAGUACAUCUUUGUUGUCAAGGCCAUUAACCAGGCGGGAAGCAGAAGCAGUGAACCGGGGACUCUGAAGACCAACAGCCAGCCUUUCAAGCUGGACCCCAAGUCUGCUCACAAGAAGCUGAAGGUGUCCCACGACAACCUGACGGUGGAGCGGGACGAGACCACGUCCAAGAAGGGCCACAACCAGGAUCGCUUCUCCAGCCAGAGCAGCUAUGGCGUGGUGGGGAACACCUAUAUUGACAGCGGGCGCCACUAUUGGGAGGCUCUCAUUGGAGGAAGCACAUGGUACGCGGUGGGCAUAGCCUACAAAUCCGCCCCCAAGCACGAGUGGAUCGGCAAAAACUCCUCCUCCUGGGUGCUCUGCCGCUGCAACAACUCCUGGGUGGUGCGCCACAACAGCAAGGAGCUGGCCAUCGAGCCCUCGCCCCACCUGCGGCGCGUCGGCGUGCUGCUGGACUACGACGCCGGCUACGUCACCUUCUACGACGCCGUGGGCUCCCAGCACCUGCACACGUUCCACGUCACCUUCGUCCAGCCCGUGUGCCCCGUGUUCAACGUGUGGAACAAGUGUUUGACCAUCCUCACCGGGCUACCCAUCCCCGACCACCUGGAGGGAGUGGAUCCCGACAACUGAAGGCUGUAGAUGGACGAUUGGAAAUAAAUCAGCAUUAAACUGGCCUCAAUACCCUAAAGCUGCACUGGGCAAGAUUUGUAGAAUUACUCCCACUCCCGUUGAGAACAGAAGUGUCCAUUCCGCUUCGAUUCACUAGGAUCGGCUGCAUUUGAGCAAAUUAAAUCCCACUCGUGUGCGGUUUGGUACCCGGAGGGCAAUCUGAAAUAAUCCCGACCCUUGCUACUGGUUGUGCAAAGUUAACUAGCGCAACGUUACAGUGCAAAGACAAGAAGAAGAAGACAACUCUCGGGGCGUUAUUUCACCUAACCCCUCAAAAGUGGUUUUCAAUUGUUUACUAUGAUUUCUAACAGGGAAUAACAGGCUGGUUCAUGUUGUAUUGACUCAAAAAGACUUGAUGGCAAUAAGCUGGAGUCAGUCCACAGGAAACAGGACAAAUGGACCUUGGUAGUACUCUAUGGCACUUUUGGGCUGCUAUGGGCGUAUUUAUACCAUGCAUGGCAACGAGGGAAAAAAAGCCACAAAUCUAUUUCUAUUUUUUGCUUUUUUGUUAUUUUACACCCUUUUAUCAGAUAUAGCACUUUGAAAAAUCCCUUAAAGUAUUCACACCAGGAACAUGCACAGAGUAACGCAAUCACAUUCCUUCUUUAUUCCAUCAUGGCUGCUAAAAAGAGCCGAAUAGUGUAUAUUUUGUAAACCGCAUAGACUUCCCCCUUUAACUCCCCCUUCCCAUUCGAAAUAAAAAGGAACCAAAGCAGCCGUUGCUGUCUGUGCAGGUGUCUUUACAGAGAAUUCUACUCCUAAUAAAUGCUGAAUUAUUUUUAGAAAUGUUACAGAGAGGAAAUAGUAUUAUGCUAAUAUUGAAACGGAUGAUUCCUUUAAAUGUAGACCUUGUUUUUGCACAUUGUUCAUACUUUAUUCAUGGUUUCAUUCAAAUUGGGUGCAAUUUACAUGCGUUCAUAUUGGGAAAAAAUGUUGUGUUCUGUUUGAUUUAUUGUGGAAAUGUCUAUUUCAGGCAUCAGGAUUUUAUGUGAUGCAUAGUAUGUGAGUUUAAAGUUGUAAAGGCCCAGGUUAGUACUGGAGAUAAGGGGUAAAGUGUACAAUUUCAGCAUUUGCCAACACUCCAGAACCAGGAAUUUAAUUUUAAUACAGAGGGUCUUCCCAUUUCAUCUUAAAUAAUAAUACCUCUUACCUGUCAUUGUCACACUGAGGUAUUACAUCAUCAAAUCCACAUGCAGCACAUUGUUUAAAAGGUAUUAAAAGUUCAGAUACUCUAUAAAACACAACUUGUUCACUUUAUCAAAACAACACUUGGAGCUCUCUUUUGACGUUAUGCAGAAUGAUAACAGGAGGAAGAUGCACUCACUCUUUAUUUUGAAUCAUUGGCUGGAUCUUUCUUGUCCUGUCCUGAAUUCCCUUGCCAUUCCAAAAUGGACGACAUGAGGUUCAGCCAAUGAUGAUCUUUAGGCCAAGAUCCUUAAAAUGAAAACGCCCAAAGGGAAAUUCUCAAUUUUAAGUAAUAUAAGUAUUUUUUGUUCUAUAUAUUAUAAUGUAGUAUUAUAGAAAAUGAAGCUCCUCAGUGUAAAUACAAUUAUUUGGUUGUAUUUCCCAAUGUUGCUGAGUGAUGAGUAAUAAUAUGGAGGACAAAUCUCAUUCUUUAAUUCUGUGUUUCAUUGGCAAUAAAUUCAAACGUACGUUUCCUUGUAUCUGGUAUGAAUAUAUAGUGCUUAAUUUAAUGUUUCCAUUAUGACCAUGGUGUUAUAUGUUCCGUCUCUGUGGACAUCUCUGUGGAAAAACAGGAUAUAAGUGCUUGCAUCACUGUCGUCUGAGAAGGUCAAAAAUAAACGUUCCUUUUCACAGUC